This is a messenger RNA of Salvelinus namaycush (lake trout), 1526 nucleotides long. Its product is annotated as transmembrane protein 147-like. The record is from RefSeq and is a predicted model, not a curated record. Bases 323 to 1000 code for a protein of 225 amino acids. The transcript has 7 exons. Lineage: Eukaryota; Metazoa; Chordata; Actinopteri; Salmoniformes; Salmonidae.
GUUACCACAGCCACGAAGUUAUUAAUCCCGCCUAUUUCUACAAUUUAUCUUCUUAAAAUCUGAUUUGGAACAUUACUCAAUCCACACUGCUAAUCGUAUGCCUAACCCUGAAUUAAUACCAAAACGCACAUUUUUGAUUUUAUGAAUUUUCUACAAUACAGCCAAUUUUGGACAUUGUGGCUGUGGUAACUAGUGGAAAACUAGUUUCCGUCGUUCAUCCAACGAGUUAGCAAACCAGCAUUAGCAUCUCAAUAAUUCCUCGGUCAACCUGAGUAAAUACAGACUCGUUGGAGAAUUGGCCAGUGUUGGACUCCCUGGCAAUAUGACGCUAUUUCAUUUCGGAAAUUGCUUGGCCUUGGCUUAUUUCCCCUACUUUAUCACCUACAAAUGCAGUGGACUAUCAGAAUACAAUGCAUUCUGGAGAUGUGUUCAAGCAGGAGCUACCUACCUAUUUGUGCAGCUAUGCAAGAUGCUAUUUCUAGCCACAUUCUUCCCCACAUGGGAGGGAGGAGCUGGUGUGUAUGACUUUGUUGGUGAAUUUAUGAAGGCCACGGUGGACCUAGCUGACCUUCUGGGCCUGCAUCUGGUCAUGUCCAGAAAUGCAGGGAAGGGAGAGUACAAGAUCAUGGUGGCAGCGAUGGGAUGGGCUACAGCAGAGCUUGUUAUGUCAAGGUGUAUACCUCUAUGGGUGGGUGCCAGAGGCAUUGAGUUUGACUGGAAGUACAUACAGAUGAGCUUCGACUCCAACAUCAGCCUGGUGCACUAUAUUGCCAUGGCAGCAGUGGUGUGGAUGUUCACGCGGUACGACCUCCCGAAGAGCUUCCGUCUGCCUGUGACUGUACUGCUAGGGCUGUGUGUAUACAAGGCCUUCCUCAUGGAGUUGUUUGUCCACGUGUUCCUGCUGGGGAGCUGGACAGCCCUCCUGGUGAAGGCGGUGCUCACUGGAUCCAUCUCCCUCUGUUCUCUCUUCCUCUUCGUCACACUGGUGCACAGCAACUGAGACUGGCUGCGACCCCAAACAAAGAGGGUCUUUAACACACACACACAGGGCCUUUCAACCAGACUUUGCCUGCAAAGAUACAUUUUGUAUCACUCAGAAAGAGGGCAGGAAUGUGAGCAUUCAUGAUUUGACUUUUUUUAAUGUUAUGAUACUACUUUUUUAUGUAUGAUUUAUUAUUGUGCUGAAUUAGUACAGUAGAUUGAGUAUUUAUAACAAGUGGAUGAAAGUGGAUGCCUCUUAAGCGUUGUAGUACAGUUACUAAACUACUUUGACAUCUAAGCUGAUGGUACAAUACUGUUGUUACUCUGUGUGCUCACCUGCAUUACUGCAGAUAUGAAGAAGAUUAAUUUAAUCUCAUUCGACAUGAUGAAAUACAAAUGUUGGUGCGCUUAUCACGACUGAAGCAGCAUAAUGGCGUACUUAUGUUGUCGUAAGAUUACAUAAAACAUGGUAGCAGUGGGUUAUCCUACUCUAUGGAAACUUAGUGAGGUGUGAGUGAAUGGCCAAUAAAUGACUUAAUAUGCUA